UUUCAAUAUUAAUAAAAUGUUUAUUUUUAAUAUGUUUUAUACACUUUAACGUUAAAUGUGUGUACGUUAAAUAUCUAACGAUUAACGUGUGUGAAUAACAUUUGAAUUUAUCGUAUACAGAAAAUCUUUUAUUCAAUCAAAAAAAUCAAAAUUUGUUAUUGUUGAAAAAUGUCUUCUGAAACUGGAUGUGUAAAUCCACAAGUGCAACCUAUUUUAGAUUCAGGUCUGCCAGUGAUUUGGGUAUUGGGUGGUCCAGGAUCAGGAAAAGGCACACAAUGUGACAAAAUUGUUGCUACAUAUAAUUUUGAACAUAUAUCAUCCGGUGAUCUACUUCGUUUAGAAGUGAGUAAACAAAGCGAACGUGCUCAAGCCUUACAAGCAAUCAUGAACGAAGGUAAAUUAGUACCAAUGGAUAUUGUCUUGGAUUUGAUUCGAGAAGCAAUGUUAGAAGGUUUAAAGAAAAAUAAAAAUGGAUUUUUAAUUGAUGGAUAUCCAAGAGAACUCAUACAAGGUCUUACAUUUGAAAAGUCAAUUGUACCCGUCAAUGUUAUAUUAUAUUUUGAAUGCCAGGAACAAACAUUAAUUGAUCGGUUAUUAAAUCGUGGUAAAACAUCUGGACGUCAAGACGACAACAUUGACACAAUUAAAAAUCGAUUACAAACAUUUUUAACGAAUAAUGAUGCAAUUUUAAAGGAAUUCGAGGGCAAGUUAGUCAGGAUUAACGCUGAACGAUCGGUUGAUGAAAUUUUUGUUGAUGUGAAAGCUGCAUUAGAUAAAUUGACUGCCAAGAAGUAAUGAAAGCAUUAAUAUUUGCUAGAAAAUUACAAAUUUAAUAACAUACACUCAGGGCAGAUAGAGUUAAUUACAUCGAAAAUGUUCAAUAAUUUUAUGGUAGUUGUGUUCAAAGUGUAAUAAAAUAUAUUUUAUCAGAAAGCAAUCGCGUUACAGAUUUGGAGUUUUAAAAAUGUUGGAAAUACAAAUGAAAAUUAUUUUAUUCAAUUUUUAUUGCUUUGUUCCGCAUUACACUUUUAUGAUGUAAAAUAUACAGCUUAUUUAUUACUCAUAC
This is a messenger RNA of Chrysoperla carnea, 1066 nucleotides long. It is a transcript of the gene Ak1, whose product is annotated as adenylate kinase isoenzyme 1. The record is from RefSeq and is a predicted model, not a curated record. Gene Ontology annotation, molecular function: ATP binding; AMP kinase activity. Gene Ontology annotation, cellular component: cytoplasm; cytosol. Lineage: Eukaryota; Metazoa; Arthropoda; Insecta; Neuroptera; Chrysopidae. Gene Ontology annotation, biological process: nucleoside triphosphate biosynthetic process. The transcript has 3 exons. Bases 169 to 795 code for a protein of 208 amino acids.